UCAACUUUUAAAAUUAAGUUCCAGUUUAGCAACGCCGAAAGUCUAACAGCUGAAGACUGUGGCCGACGGAACAGAAAACUCAUAACCGAGAAAAACAUCCUUAACAAAAUGUUGCGCUUACCCUUUUUGCGCUCUAUUCCUCAAGUCACUAGGGCAGCUACGCUUGGUGGUCGAACUGUUGUAACAGGAGCACCAGAGAAAGUAGAAGUCUUUAUUGAUGGCCAACCUGUUCUUGUGGACCCAGGAACCACAGUGUUGCAGGCUGCUGCUAUGGUUGGAGUUGAAAUACCAAGAUUUUGCUAUCAUGAGAGACUCUCUGUGGCAGGCAACUGCAGAAUGUGUUUAGUUGAAGUUGAAAAAUCUGCCAAACCUGUAGCGGCUUGCGCCAUGCCAGUAAUGAAGGGCUGGCGAAUCAAGACCAAUUCAGAAUUAACUCGCAAAGCCCGCGAAGGUGUUAUGGAAUUUCUCCUGGUAAACCAUCCCUUGGAUUGUCCUAUUUGUGAUCAAGGAGGGGAAUGUGAUCUCCAAGAUCAGUCCAUGACUUUCGGUAGCGAUCGCAGUCGCUUUACGGAUAUCACCUUUAGUGGAAAACGAGCUGUCGAAGACAAGAAUGUUGGCCCUCUUAUCAAAACCAUAAUGACGAGGUGUAUUCAUUGCACGCGUUGUAUCCGCUUCGCCUCUGAGGUGGCUGGUGUCGAUGAUCUAGGUACGACUGGACGCGGUGGAGAUAUGCAGGUGGGGACGUAUGUCGAAAAAAUGUUCCUGUCAGAGCUCAGUGGUAAUGUCAUCGAUUUGUGCCCAGUUGGGGCACUUACAUCAAAACCGUACGCAUUCAUGGCUCGUCCUUGGGAGACCCGUAAAACGGAUUCCAUUGAUGUUAUGGAUGCAGUUGGAUCAAACAUCUUUGUUACUCACCGAACGGGUGAAGUCCUUAGAGUAUUACCUCGCACGCAUGAGGAGAUUAACGAGGAAUGGCUUUCAGACAAGAGUCGUUUCGCUUGUGAUGGGCUUAAACGUCAGCGCUUAGUCUCCCCAAUGGUACGUGAUAGCAAUGGAAAAUUGGUGAUGGUUGAAUGGGAAGACGCUCUUGUAGCUGUUGCAAGAGCAUUGCAGUCGGCCAAAGGAGAUGAAUUGGCUGCCAUUGUUGGUGGGUUUGCAGAUGCCGAAGCUCUUGUCGUUCUUAAAGACAUGUUAAAUACCUUGGGUUCUGAAUCGCUAUGCACUGAGGAAAUCUUCCCAAUGGAUGGUGCCGGAACUGAUCUGCGAUCGAAUUAUCUUCUUAAUUCAACGAUUGCUGGUGUCGAAGAGGCGGACGUUGUUCUCUUGAUCGGUACCAAUACACGAUUCGAAGCACCGCUUUUUAAUGCCCGUCUUCGCAAAGCAUGGAUCAAUAACGAUCUUCGAGUUGCAACUGUCGGUCCUAAAGUUGACUUGACCUACGAAACGGAAAAUCUGGGAGACUCGGUGCAAGUGCUAAAAGAUUUGGCAGAGGGUCGCCACGCGUUCUCCAAAGUCUUGAACGGUGCUAAACGUCCCGUCAUCGUGGUUGGUUCGGGGGCUCUGCAAAGAGAAGAUGGUGCCGCGAUUUUCCAGCUUACUCAAAGAAUAGCCCAGAAUGCCCGUGUCGCCUCCAACGUCAGUCACGACUGGCGUGUGCUAAAUGUCCUUCAUCGCGUUGCCUCCCAGGUAGCCGCCUUAGACCUGGGCUACAAAGCUGGCAUCGAAGCUAUUCGAGCUAAACCACCAAAGGUUCUUUUCCUGCUGGGAGCUGAUGAGGGCGCAAUCAGUCGUGAAGAUUUGCCCAAAGACUGCUUCGUGAUUUAUCAAGGUCAUCAUGGAGAUCGUGGAGCUGCAAUGGCUGACGCUGUGCUUCCAGGAGCUGCUUAUACAGAAAAGCCGGCCACUUACGUCAACAUGGAGGGUCGAGCUCAGCAAACAUUCGCGGCUAUCACUGCUCCUGGUCUCGCCCGAGAAGACUGGAAGAUCCUACGUGCAUUGGGCGAGGUUGUGGGUGUGAAAUUGCCGUAUGACACAAUAACGCAAGUUCGUGCUCGGCUGACUGAAGUUUCUCCCAACUUGACCCGUUAUGGAGAUGUGGAAGCGGCUAACUACUUUGCCCAAGCAGUCGAAUUAGCUAAGCUUGUUAAGGCUCAGCCCAGUAGUGCACCGUUGGACGUCAGACAAAAGACACUUGAAGAUUUUUAUAUGACAGACUCCAUCAGUCGAGCAUCCCCUACCAUGGCGAAAUGCGUACAAGCUGUGAAGAAGCAGCGUCAAUCUAAAUAUUGAUACUGGGUGUUCUUCACUUUCUUGAAAAAAAUCCGAUAAAUUGUACAUGUAUAGGAACACUGCUGCUCUUGCGUAGGCAAAUGUUGAUGAAAGGCAUCAUGUUGAGUAGGAAACAAAUACACGAUGUUAAAUAUA
This is a messenger RNA of Daphnia magna, 2424 nucleotides long. RefSeq names its product NADH-ubiquinone oxidoreductase 75 kDa subunit, mitochondrial (gene ND-75). The transcript has 13 exons. Gene Ontology annotation, molecular function: NADH dehydrogenase (ubiquinone) activity; iron-sulfur cluster binding. Gene Ontology annotation, cellular component: membrane. The record is from RefSeq and is a predicted model, not a curated record. NCBI's taxonomy places the organism in Eukaryota, Metazoa, Arthropoda, Branchiopoda, Diplostraca, Daphniidae. Bases 109 to 2289 code for a protein of 726 amino acids. Gene Ontology annotation, biological process: ATP synthesis coupled electron transport.